AUGUUAUCUUCUAUACAAGGGAUUGGCAACCCUUGUGAGCUGCAAAGCAGGCAUUGGCACGCCGCCGUGCCACAUAUCUUAAUUGUGGACCCCUUCCCGAGUGCCCAACUGCAAGUGGCACGCGUGCCUUAUUCCUAUGGAAAUCAAGGCAACCAAGGUUAUGGACAAGCAUCACAAAGCUAUCCUGGCUAUGGGCAAGCAGCUGAUUCUUCAUAUGGACAGAACUAUGGUAGCUAUUCUAGUUAUGGACAAAACCAAUCAGGUUAUUCACAGUCCUAUGGUGGCUAUGAGAAUCAAAAACAGAGCUCAUAUGGCCAACAGUCUUACAAUAACCAGGGACAACAAAACACGGAAUCAUCAGGAGGCCAAGGUGGAAGAGCACCUUCGUAUGAUCAGUCAGACUAUGGUCAGCAAGACUCAUAUAACCAGCAGUCAGGCUAUGAUCAGCAUCAAGGCUCCUAUGAUGAUCCGUCAAAUUAUGACCAACAGCAUGAGUCCUAUAAUCAAAACCAACAGUCCUACCAUUCACAAAGGGAAAAUUACAGUCACCACACACAAGAUGACCGUCGUGAUGUGAGUAGGUAUGGAGAAGAUAAUAGAGGAUAUGGCGGGUCACAGGGAGGAGGUAGAGGGCGUGGGGGAUAUGACAAGGACGGAAGAGGUCCUAUGACAGCAUCAAGUGGUGGUGACCGCGGUGGCUUCAAAAAUUUUGGUGGCCACAGGGAUUUUGGACCCAGACCAGAUGCUGAUUCAGAGUCUGAUAAUUCAGAUAACAACACAAUCUUUGUUCAAGGACUUGGGGAGGGUGUAUCUACAGAUCAAGUUGGGGAAUUCUUUAAACAAAUAGGAAUUAUCAAGACAAAUAAGAAGACUGGAAAACCAAUGAUAAAUUUGUACACAGACAAGGACACUGGGAAACCCAAAGGAGAAGCCACAGUGUCAUUUGAUGAUCCUCCUUCAGCAAAGGCAGCCAUUGACUGGUUUGAUGGAAAAGAAUUCCAUGGCAAUAUCAUUAAAGUGUCAUUUGCCACCAGAAGACCUGAAUUCAUGAGAGGAGGUGGAAGUGGAGGAGGGCGGCGAGGCCGUGGAGGAUAUAGAGGCCGAGGAGGCUUUCCAGGAAGAGGUGGAGACCCUAAAAGUGGGGAUUGGGUUUGUCCUAAUCCGUCUUGUGGAAAUAUGAAUUUUGCUCGAAGGAAUUCUUGCAAUCAGUGCAAUGAGCCCAGACCAGAGGAUUCUCGUCCCAUGGGAGGAGAUUUUCGGGGAAGAGGCUACGGUGGAGAGAGGGGCUACAGAGGUCGCGGGGGUAGAGGUGGAGACCGGGGUGGCUAUGGUGGAGAUCGGAGUGGGGGUGGCUAUGGUGGAGACAGAAGUGGCGGUGGCUAUGGAGGAGAUAGAAGUGGGGGUGGUUAUGGUGGGGAUCGAAGCGGUGGCUAUGGUGGGGAUCGAGGAAGUGGUUAUGGUGGGGACCGAGGUGGUGGCUAUGGUGGAGACCGAGGAAGCGGCUAUGGUGGAGACCGAGGAAGCGGCUAUGGUGGAGACCGAGGAGGCGGCUAUGGAAGUGACCGAGGAGGUGGCUAUGGAGGAGACCGUGGAGGCUAUGGUGGAGACCGUGGUGGCUAUGGAGGAGACCGAGGUGGUUAUGGAGGAGACCGAGGUGGCUAUGGAGGAGACCGAAGUGGGGGGGGCUAUGGAGGAGACCGUGGUGGCAGCGGCUAUGGUGGAGACAGAAGUGGAGGCUACGGGGGAGACAGGAGUGGUGGCGGCUAUGGAGGAGACCGAGGUGGAAGCUACGGAGGAGACAGAAGUGGCUAUGGAGGCAAGAUGGGAGGAAGAAACGACUACAGAAAUGAUCAGCGCAACCGACCAUACUGAUGACUGUUUUGGGUGUUCCUUUGUCUCUGACAUGAUCCAUUGUGAAAUUGCCAGAGUUUCGCCUGCUGCUUUCCUUGUGGCCUCUACUUGGGUAGUGAAAUUAAGUGACAUUGUAUUUUUA
Suncus etruscus (white-toothed pygmy shrew) is the source of this 1993-nucleotide messenger RNA. It is a transcript of the gene TAF15, whose product is annotated as TATA-box binding protein associated factor 15. Lineage: Eukaryota; Metazoa; Chordata; Mammalia; Eulipotyphla; Soricidae. Gene Ontology annotation, biological process: regulation of DNA-templated transcription. Bases 1 to 1872 code for a protein of 623 amino acids. Gene Ontology annotation, molecular function: transcription coregulator activity; RNA binding. The transcript is spliced from 16 exons. Gene Ontology annotation, cellular component: nucleus. The record is from RefSeq and is a predicted model, not a curated record.